Molecule: messenger RNA, 2416 nt
Organism: Fopius arisanus
Lineage: Eukaryota; Metazoa; Arthropoda; Insecta; Hymenoptera; Braconidae
Gene: mRNA-cap
Product: mRNA-capping-enzyme
Exons: 3
Coding region: 448-2220 (590 amino acids)
Biological process (GO): dephosphorylation; 7-methylguanosine mRNA capping
Molecular function (GO): mRNA 5'-triphosphate monophosphatase activity; mRNA guanylyltransferase activity; ATP binding
Source: RefSeq, a predicted model, not a curated record
CCAGAAAAAAAAAAUGUGAAAACAGUAUGGUGGACCCCAGCAGCUGUACUGCAUUGACAACUACCAAAAGUCCCUCUCAACUCCUCCAGAAAUGAGGAUAAAAGACUAGUGGCUGUCUCCAUUUAAUUAAAAAUAAAAGAACAACCCCAAGACUUGUGGCGUGAGACUGACUAGACUAAGUGAGAGGUUGACUUAAAGCUGUAAAAACGAGAGAAGGGUACAUCACAGGUUAGACCUAAUUUCUCUUCCUCAGCAGAGUGAUACUGAAGAGAUUAAAAAGUUUGACAAAAAAUAUAAUGACAAAAACCACUGGUCUAGUAGAUUUCACCAGCAAACGAUCGACUAAAUGAGUGAAUAAUCGUGCUAAAAUCCCCCAGAGGCAUCACAAAUUAAAAAAUCCGGAGAAGGCAGAUCCUGAAGAAAAGGAGUUCCCUGGAGUCUUGAGAAAUGAGUAGAAAUUCUUCUGACAAGGGUCCAGUGCCCCCACGCUGGCUGCACUGUCCUCGAAAAUCCAAUCGAUUUAUUGCGGACAAAUUUUUGGCCUUCAAGACACCCCUCUCCUCGGAUUAUGACUCCCAGGUACCAGAGGAGAAUCGUUUUGCAGUGAGUUUCAUCUUUGAUUCCCUGAAGAACCAGAGGACGAAGAUGGGGCUGUGGAUAGACCUGACCAACACCUCUCGUUUCUACGAUAAGAAAGAGGUGGAGGCAUACGGAUGUCGUUACCUGAAACUAGCCUGCAGAGGACACGGUGAGACACCAUCCGAGGAUCAGACGAAUACCUUCAUAAAAAUAUGCAAGACAUUCAUCGCUAAGAAUCCCCUGGAAAUCAUCGGUGUGCACUGCACCCACGGUUUCAACAGGACUGGCUUCCUCAUCAUCAGUUACCUGGUGGAGACUGAAUUCAGUGAUGUCGAGGGGGGGCUCUACAGCUUCUCCAUAGCCAGACCUCCAGGUAUCUACAAGGGGGAUUACAUCCAGGAGCUGUUCAGACAUUAUUCUGACAUUGCUGACGCUCCACCACCCCCUGCACGACCUACCUGGUGUCUGGAGUACGAUGAUGCAGGUGUUGAGGACACUGAUGAGGUGCCAGAGUCAGGGAGCAGUGGACAAACCAACGGUAACAAACGGAGGCGAGAGUUCAAUGCUAAAAAUCCAGUGUUCAUGGCUGGUGUUCCCAACGUGGAGGUCGUCAAAGAGCCACGAAAAAUUGCUGGAAUUCAGGCUAGGGUGCAGCAGAUGUGUGGAUGGGAGACUGGUGGCUUUCCAGGAUCACAACCCGUGUCUAUGGACAAAACCAAUCUCAGAUUGCUCCAUGAGAAACCGUACAGGGUCUCGUGGAAGGCCGAUGGCACCAGGUACAUGCUGCUGAUUCAGGGCGAUGGAGAGCUCUACUUCAUUGAUAGGAAUAACAGCGUUUUUGAGAUUAAGGGCCUGACUUUUCCACAUCCCAGGGAUGUUACCAGGCAGCUCAGGGAUACUUUACUCGAUGGGGAAAUGGUAAUCGAUAAGGACAAGGGAAUAGAGUAUCCUCGAUAUCUAGCUUACGAUGUGAUAAUGUACGAUGGUAAAGACGUAUCGAAGAAUUCCUUCUAUCCUGAUCGGUACACUAUAAUUGAAAAGGAAAUAAUGGAAGGGCGACACAGAGCCAUGAAAGAUGGACGAUUGAGACGAGAACGAGAGCCAAUAUCAGUGAGAAUUAAACAAUUUUGGGAAUUGACUCAAGCCAAGAGUUUGCUCAGUGAAAAAUUCGCCAACAUGUUGAGCCACGAGCCUGACGGCCUCAUCUUCCAGCCAGCUAAAGAGCCUUACACGCCUGGACCUGCCAACGACGUCCUGAAGUGGAAGCCCUUGUCCAUGAAUUCCGUGGAUUUUAAACUGAAAAUUGUCACUGAGUCCGGGCCUGGAAUUCUUCCGAGGAAAAUCGGUCAUCUGUUUGUGGGGGGUCUCGAUAUUCCUUUUGGGGAAAUAACAAGCCUUAAAGGAUGCAAGGAACUCAAUAACAAAAUUAUUGAGUGCAAAUCGGAGAAGGGACGGUGGGUGUUUAUGAGGGAGAGAACGGAUAAAUCUUUUCCCAAUUCGUACAAAACUGCUCGGGCCGUUUGUGCAAGCAUUAAGGAUCCUGUCACCAAGGAAAUUCUACUAGAAUUCAUAGAACACAAUCGCUUCGUAGACGACGCCGAUCUCAUGCCUCCACCCAAGAGGAUGAAGCAUGAGAGGUGACAGGCUGCACUCCAUUCCUCCCAAUCAAAAUUGUACAUGCGCUCACAAUAGAAUUUUAACAGUUUACUUAAUUUUUUUCUUCGAUCAUAACUAAUUAGCUCUUGUUCUCGAUAAAUUGUUCAUUUUUAGAAAUUAUGGAUCAUGGUGAUUAAUUUUUUUUGUUCAUGACUGGAAUAAAGACAUUUGUAAUAGAAAA